UCGCAAAACACCCACUCGAGAGAGAGAGAGAGAGAGAAUAAUCAAAGAUCUCACAUUCCCGGGAACUUUCGCCGUCGAAACGUACCAAGUCGUCACUGAGGGAGACUCCAUUACCGCUGCUCGACUAUAUAAUCCCCUAGGCUUCGAUUAUAUCUCCUUAUCCUCCCUUUCUCCAGUCAUCGAAUCAGAAUCAUCCCAUCUUUCUACAAUCCGGCCGUAUUCGAAAAUCGCUUCCUAAUUUCCCCGGCUUGGGGAUGAGACCUUACUUCCUUCCCUACUCCGCUGAGAGAGAAUAGAGCACCAAAGGAGGUCUGAUUCAGCUAUGAGCAGCCAGAAGCAGGCGGUGUCAGUUCGGGACCUGGUAGAGGAAGCCAAGAAGCGGAUCGUGAUACUGGUGAUAUGCGUCGUCGGACUCUCAUACCUCCUCUCUCUGACGAGUUCAUCGGUUUGGGUCAACCUCCCUGCUGCUGCGUGCUUGAUCAUCCUCCUUCGUUACUUCUCAUUCGACGUCGAAUUGAAAAGAAAGGCUGCAGCUUACAACAGCAAACCUUCUUCACUGAGUGGACCGUCUCUAAGUAAGCCUCCAGAGCUUCCUAAAGCAGCUCCACGGUCUGACUGGAGAAGUAAAGUUAACUCACAGGUUGUUGAGGAUGCAUUGGAUCGCUUCACUCGUCACCUCGUUUCGGAAUGGGUGCUUGAUCUCUGGUACUCCCGCAUAACACCGGAUAAGCAAGGUCCUGAGGAGCUGGUGUUUAUUAUUAACCAUGUUCUUGGAGAACUUUCGCGGCGGUUUAGGAACGUUAAUCUCAUUGAUCUGUUGACAAGGGAUAUAAUUGAUAUUAUAUGUCGUCAUGUGGAGCUUUUCCGUGAGUGUCAAGCAAAGAUUGAGAGAAAAGGAAGAAGAAGCCUCAGUUUCGAAGAGAGAGACUCAGAACUAAGACAUGUGAUGGCCACAAAUGAUAAAUUGCACCCUGCAUUAUUCUCCCUUGAAUCUGAGCAUAAGGUUUUGCAGCAUAUAAUGGACAGACUCAUUUCACUAACGUUUAGGCCAGAGGAUAUGCACUGUGCUUUUUUCCAUUAUACCGUGAGGGAGCUUCUUGCUUGCUGUGUGAUGCGACCAGUCCUAAAUUUAGCCAAUCCUCGGUUCAUUAAUGAGAGGAUUGAAGCUGCUGUGAUAUCAAGGACAAAGACUAAAGGCGGAUCUAGUGCUGCAAAAGAGACUUCUCAAUCUGAAGAUCUCUCGGAAGUUUCUCAUGAUCACUUUUCUAGAUAUCUGGACCCCUCUGUCACAGGUGUUGAGCUUGUGCAACUGAAAAAUGAACAGCAGAAAAGGAAAAAUGCUACAGAUAAACAGCAUGUAGCAGAUUUGGCCAAAGAUCCAUUGCUUUCAAUGGACACUCGAUCUUCCCGAUCGUGGGAGUCCCUCCCCUUAACUUCCAAAAUAGUUGAUGAUAGUAAAUAUCUUCAAGGGCAUCGAGGAGGAGAGGGAUGGGGUGACGUAUUAGAGAAGAUGUCACAAAGGAAAACUGAGACCCUUUCUCCAGAGCAUCUUGAAAGCGUGUGGGCAAAAGGAAGAAAUUAUAAAAAGAAGGAAGGUGAGAGGGUGCCCCCGAGACUUUCUAUCAAGGAAUCGUGCAACGAUGGUGAUAAUGCACGGCCUAAAAACUUCAAUGAAAACACUGUGAAUGCAAGAGGAUCCAGUCAGCCUAAGGUAGUAGAGAGUCACUUAUCAAGUUAUUCCUCUGCUGAAGAGGACGAGGAAACAAACAGUAGUCAUUCUUCUACAUCUGAGGACGAGGAAACGGUAACAGGUCUAAACAGUCCUGGGACUCGAGUCUGGGAUGGUCGAACUAACAAAAAUCCUAGUGUGUCACGGAUACACCAUCCACUUGAAAAUUCUGGUCGUCGUUUCAAACAGACCAGUAAAGGGCAUGAACGUUAUGAGAAAGCAUCCAGGCAUCGGUCUAGCAGGAAGAGAUCCAAACGUUCUGGACUCAUUCAAGGCGAUGAUGAUAGCGAUGAUUCUGAACAUGAUUCUUUGGCGAGAUCAUAUAGUGGAAUCUCUGCAACAUCGUCUGCAUCAUACAAUUCAGUGGCGGAGAGUGACCUUCCCAGUGCCCCUAGAAGUUCAUUGUUGGUUGAUUCCUUUGCCAAAUUGAGAUGUGAGGUUACGGGUGCCAAUAUUGUGAAGAGUAGUUCUAAGAUGUUUGCCGUGUAUUCAAUUUCCGUCACAGAUGAUAGUAAUCAUAGCUGGUCUAUCAAAAGAAGAUUUCGACAUUUUGAAGAGCUUCACCAGCGGCUUAAAGUGUUUCCCGAGUACAAUCUUUAUUUACCGCCGAAGCAUUUCCUAUCAACAGGCGUGGAUAUACCUGUUAUACACGAGCGAUGUGUACUGCUUGAUACCUAUCUCAAGAAGCUUUUGCAACUACCAAGAAUUUCAGGAUCAAUUGAAGUGUGGGACUUCCUUAGUGUGGAUUCCCAGACUUAUGCCUUCUCAAGUUCUUUCUCUAUCAUUGAGACGCUCACGGUUAAACCUGCCCGUAAGACAUCUACAGUUUCUACAAGUAUAGCCAAUAUGACCGAGGCGGCGCCAGCUCCUCUUCCUUCGAGAGAAAAUCUGAGUUCAGAGAAUGGGAAAUCGGGUCAACAUGUGAGGAAUAACGUUAUGGUGGAUGAUCUGAAGUCAAAAGUGAAAGCUCCUGGAAAUGAUCAUACGAAGACGUCUGAUGCAGAUGUAAGAAAUAGCAAAGAGAACGGCGGGCUUAAAGUGGGUAAUCAAGCUGAUGCAAUGGCCUUACCCGGCCUGCCCACAGAGUGGGUUCCUCCAAAGCUAACAUUGCCCCUACUAGACUUGGUAGAUGUUGUCUUACAGCUCCAGGAGGGUGGGUGGAUCAGGCGGAAAGCUUUUUGGGUUGCCAAACAGAUACUUCAACUUGGGAUGGGCGAUGCAUUAGACGAUUGGGUACUCGAGAAAAUUCGUCUUUUGCGGCGGGGAACUGUAGUUGCUUCUGGAAUUCAGCGGGUUGAACAGAUACUAUGGCCGGAUGGGAUAUUUAUGACAAAACAUCCAAAAAGGAAGCAACAAUCCAGUACUUCUGACGAGGAGCAGCAACAAGAAGCAGAGAGACGAGCCAAGUUUGUUCAUGAAUUAAUGAUUGAAAAAGCCCCAGCGACUAUAGUGAGCCUUGUGGGUCAAAACGAGUAUAAACAAUGUGCGGAAGACCUCUACUUCUUCCUUCAGUCAUCAGUGUGUCUAAAGCAAUUAGCAUUUGACCUCCUGGAGCUGUUGCUACUCUCUGCGUUUCCGGAAAUGGAGAAGGCUUUCAAACAGUUGCGUGACGAAAAACACAUCUUUGGUCAAUACACACCAAACUGAUACCUAGAUUCUGCUUUGUAACUCCUCUGUAUAUUACGUGGAGUUUUGCUAGAUUUGUGUAAACAGUAAGCAUUUCAAUGAAUCAA
This is a messenger RNA of Brassica oleracea var. oleracea, 3462 nucleotides long. RefSeq lists its product as uncharacterized. NCBI's taxonomy places the organism in Eukaryota, Viridiplantae, Streptophyta, Magnoliopsida, Brassicales, Brassicaceae. Gene Ontology annotation, molecular function: phosphatidylinositol binding. Bases 323 to 3376 code for a protein of 1017 amino acids. The transcript is spliced from 15 exons. The record is from RefSeq and is a predicted model, not a curated record.